AUGUGCCAUGGCACGAAUCUCCUCAAACAUACCGCCCAUGGGCAUCCACACUUGCGGCAAUUCCAGCUAUCGACUGACCAUCAAAGGCUGCUCUGGUACUCAGCAGGCCCCGAUCGUAAGGAGUCCGUCAUGGCUCUCUCUGAUGUAUGUGAACUCAGGCUCGGCCAACAGACCUCGACAUUCCUCCAAUACGAUACCUGGUUGACUGGUCUCAAAGCUCUCCUCUGUGCACAGUGCAACCGUACGAACAUUGUCGCUGCUACACAACUUGGCGUGCUGAUGGAAGAUUCAGGUACCAUAUCGAAGGAACAACUAUUGGCUCAUUCGAGAAGGUUCAGAGAAGCCUUGAAGCAGGAUAAAGCUGGGGUGAAGGUAUCAGUAUGA
Perkinsus marinus ATCC 50983 is the source of this 384-nucleotide messenger RNA. RefSeq lists its product as hypothetical. The transcript is spliced from 3 exons. The record is from RefSeq and is a predicted model, not a curated record. The coding region runs from base 1 to 384 and encodes 127 amino acids. Lineage: Eukaryota; Perkinsozoa; Perkinsida; Perkinsidae.